This is a messenger RNA of Monopterus albus (swamp eel), 1549 nucleotides long. RefSeq lists its product as uncharacterized. The coding region runs from base 107 to 778 and encodes 223 amino acids. Gene Ontology annotation, biological process: signal transduction; regulation of apoptotic process. Gene Ontology annotation, molecular function: protein binding. The record is from RefSeq and is a predicted model, not a curated record. The transcript is spliced from 4 exons. Lineage: Eukaryota; Metazoa; Chordata; Actinopteri; Synbranchiformes; Synbranchidae.
AAGAGGAAAUGUUUUGUUGAAAAUGCCUAUGCUUGUUUAAUUGUAUUUUUUUCCCUAUUACUUCCGCAGUUACAUUAAAUGGGGCUUAAAUAAUUGACAUCCAGUCAUGGCUGAUGUCCCAGCAGCAGAAAUCCAGCUACUCCAAAGUCAGAAGGCCACGCUGAUAGAAAUUCUGAGUGGCAAUGCUGACUUUGUCCUGCAGCAUGCAGACGCUCGCUGUCUGCUCUCUCGUCAUGACUACCAGCAGGUGAAAGCUUGCCGCAAUCCUAGUGAGAAGGUGAGAGACCUGCUCGAUCAUAUUAUGCAGAGAGGGCCCGAAGCAGCACAAGGACUGCUGGAAAUGCUGAAGGGCCAGGCCCUACAGGAAACCUUCCCACGGCUUAAUUUUAUUAAGGAUCUUCAAGUCAACACACUUUCUUCAGGGGAAAAAGAAGCACGAAAAAGAAAAUCUUGUGAAUUACAAGAGAGCGUUCCAUCCAAACAGAUUUGCAACAAAGGCUCUCGCUUAGUGAAAGAGAAGCAGUUGAUGAUCGUGGCUCGUGCCAUCGGCAAACAAUGGCGCGAAAUUGGCAGACUAUCUCUGGACAUCUCCUCUGUGAAGCUGGAGCAGAUUGAGGAGGACCAUUCUGUCCAUGUGGAGCGAGUAUUUGCUAUGCUGCGUUACUGGCGUAACUGCCAGAGGGAAAAAGCCACUGCUGCUCAUCUGCACUCCCUCCUCACUCAGGAAGACUGGGCACUGCCAUCUGAAAGCAUUGACUGUCUACUGGAGACUGAUUGAGGCCUUCAUUGUCUGGCAGCUGCUGAGACUGAAACCUUUUCAACAGGAAUAUUUUUUUUACAUGACAUUUCUGUGUUUCUCAUUUCUUAUCAUGCAAAAAACAGCAUUUGAAGAUUAUUUUACGGGAACAAUCAAGUGCCAUGCAUGUUUUGUUUUAGUGCCAUUAAGCAGGAGGUUUCUCAUUCAAGGACGAUCAUCCUUUUUUAUGUCAGUGCAGCUUGAAAUACAAACUGCUUAUAAAUAUUGGGAAAUACUAAACUUGUCUAGACUGUAAAUUAAAGUCAAGUAAGGGAAAAGUGUCUGUUAUGGGAGUGGCAAAUGAACAUCUUUUUAGACUGUCAGGGUCAAUCCAGUGGGCAGCAACUCCAAUGAAGCUCCGCCUUCUUGAAGACCAGCAGUCGGUGGUGGCGGCGAUAUGGUCAACUUCUUUCAUGGCUUCAGUCAGCAUCCUCUUCAUUUUCUUAGAAGCAUCAUCAAUCAUGGAGCGCAGGGUCACUCUUGACAUAACGUUUGCAUUAGGCUGCAGUUCCUUCACAAAAUCUCUAAAUGAUUCUUGUUCAACAGCAGAGAAUGGCUGGAGCCCGAGUACCACAUACUUCAUCACAGCUUUGUCUAUGGACCUCUGAGACACAGUCCUGGUGUUCACUAAUGUGGUCUGCCUGCUGGUAGUGGGAGUCACAAGGGCCCUUCUUCUCUUUGUUGAUGUCACCUCUUCAUAUUUUCUUUAAGGUGCUGUCCAUGCUUUCUCUGAAACAAAUACAUAAAACCUUA